GCCGGGUGGAUGGGAACAAACUUCGGAAGGAGGAGAGACGCGGGGGCCCAGGGCACCCUCGCGGGCGGACCCGGGAAGUGAGGGCCUGUGGCCGGCUGGCCAGGGCAGCGGCGUGGUGGCGGGCGCGGCGGGGACCUGCGUGAGGAAGCCCUGAGCCCUUGGCGGGCUGCGAGCGACUCCCCGGCGAUGCCUCACAACUCCAUCAGAUCGGGCCAUGGAGGGCUGAACCAGCUGGGAGGGGCCUUUGUAAAUGGCAGACCCCUGCCGGAAGUGGUGCGUCAGCGCAUCGUGGACCUGGCCCACCAGGGCGUGAGGCCCUGCGACAUCUCCCGCCAGCUCCGAGUCAGCCAUGGCUGUGUCAGCAAGAUCCUUGGCAGUAGGUACUACGAGACUGGCAGCAUCCGGCCUGGAGUGAUAGGGGGCUCCAAGCCCAAGGUGGCCACCCCCAAGGUGGUGGAGAAGAUCGGGGACUACAAGAGGCAGAACCCAACCAUGUUUGCCUGGGAGAUCCGAGACCGGCUCCUGGCCGAGGGCGUCUGUGACAAUGACACUGUGCCCAGUGUCAGCUCCAUCAACAGAAUCAUCCGGACAAAAGUGCAGCAACCAUUCAACCUCCCCAUGGACAGCUGCGUGGCCACCAAGUCCCUGAGCCCAGGACACACACUGAUCCCUAGCUCAGCUGUGACGCCCCCAGAGUCUCCUCAGUCGGAUUCUCUGGGCUCCACCUACUCCAUCAAUGGGCUCCUGGGGAUUGCCCAGCCUGGCAGUGACAGCAAGAGGAAAACGGAUGACAGUGACCAGGACAGCUGCCGGCUGAGCAUCGACUCCCAGAGCAACAGCAGCGGGCCCCGCAAGCACCUGCGCACGGAUGCCUUCAGCCAGCACCACCUGGAGCCACUCGAGUGCCCUUUUGAGCGGCAGCACUACCCGGAGGCCUACGCCUCCCCCAGCCACACCAAAGGCGAGCAGGGGCUCUAUCCGCUGCCCUUGCUCAACAGCGCCCUGGACGACGGGAAGGCCACCCUGACCCCUUCCAACACACCCUUGGGGCGCAACCUCUCUACUCACCAGACCUACCCCGUGGUGGCAGAUCCUCAUUCACCCUUCGCCAUAAAGCAGGAAACCCCCGAGGUGUCCAGUUCUAGCUCCACCCCUUCCUCUUUAUCUAGCUCCGCCUUUUUGGAUCUGCAGCAAGUCGGCUCCGGGGUCCCAGCUGGUGCCUCGGUCCCGCCCUUCAAUGCCUUUCCCCAUGCUGCCUCCGUGUACGGGCAGUUCACGGGCCAGGCCCUCCUCUCAGGGCGAGAGAUGGUGGGGCCCACGCUGCCUGGAUACCCACCCCACAUCCCUACCAGUGGACAGGGCAGCUAUGCCUCUUCUGCCAUCGCAGGCAUGGUGGCAGGAAGCGAGUACUCUGGCAACACCUACGGCCACACCCCCUACUCCUCCUACAGCGAGGCCUGGCGCUUCCCCAACUCCAGCUUGCUGAGUUCCCCAUAUUAUUACAGUUCCGCAUCAAGGGCGAGUGCACCGCCCACCACCGCCACGGCCUUUGACCAUCUGUAGUUGCCAUGGGGACAGUGGGAGCCACCGAGCCACAGGAGGACUCAGUCUGGGACAGGCCCCAGAGAGUCACACAAAGGAAUCUUUAUUUAUUACAUGAAAAAUAACCACAAAUCCAGCAUCGCGGCUCACUCCCUGUGUGGUGGAUUUAAUGAACCGUGAGAGACAGGACGACUCUGGAGAAGGCCGCACUGUCCUCCAAGACUCCUUAAUGAGGGCCCGGGAGUCCCAGGAAGAGAGAACCGCCCCCCCCCCCACCCCCGUUCCAAAGAGACAGAAUUGGAGGAGCGAUGUGGAGAGAAGAGGGGACAGCAAGGAGCUUGGGGGGGAUGGCACAGGGACCCACGACAACAGCGGGCUUGGGGGCCACACAGGCGCCUUUGUGGCUCCACCGUCGACCCGCUCUAGCAGUUGUGGGCUGGGAGGGCUUCUGUCCAGCCUACCAACCACAGGGGCGCGAAGGCCCUCCCCACCAACCACUCAGAGUCACCUUCUCUAUGCAGCUUGCUAGGCUCUUCCUGCCCCUCCCUCUGGGCCACGGGUUGAGGACUGGGUCUGGCCAAGCAGGAGCUCCACCUGGUGGUCACCGCCCUCGUAGCCGCGGCUGUGAAUGCAGCGCCAUCCCAGGAGCCCCUCCCCCAUUACAGACCAGCCUAUUGCCCCUAGAGACAGACAUUCCAAGGCGCCCGGGCUCCUGGGGGUGGGGUGCGGCCCAGGCCAGGGCGGGCCAGGAACAGCACCUGGAGACCUGCCUCUGCUCCCAGCGGCCCUGUCAAACCUGCUGCCGAAGGCGAAGCCCGCAGCUACCCAAGACACCUUAGGAUGACGCCCCCAAACCUGCCGUGGAGGUUCCCUCUCUGGCCCCACAGCUCCUCCCCGCCCCCAACCCCCAGGCCUGACUGUAAAUACUGUAAAUGAGGCUCUGCUUGAGUCAAGCUUCCCUCUUCCUCUCAGUGAAUUGUCUCCCUGCCUUAUUGGUCUUCUCUUCCUUGACGCUUCUUUCUUUUUUUAAAGAUCACCCACCAUUGCCACAUGACUCAAUAAACCAUUACUCUUGGUCUCCA
Messenger RNA from Phacochoerus africanus (Common warthog), 2624 nucleotides. It is a transcript of the gene PAX8, whose product is annotated as paired box 8. Gene Ontology annotation, biological process: anatomical structure development; regulation of transcription by RNA polymerase II. The record is from RefSeq and is a predicted model, not a curated record. Lineage: Eukaryota; Metazoa; Chordata; Mammalia; Artiodactyla; Suidae. The coding region runs from base 187 to 1563 and encodes 458 amino acids. The transcript is spliced from 12 exons. Gene Ontology annotation, molecular function: DNA-binding transcription factor activity, RNA polymerase II-specific; RNA polymerase II cis-regulatory region sequence-specific DNA binding.